AUGGCUCCAUUACUGUUCCGAACCUCGACUACACGGGAAUUAUAUAUAUGCGCCAGAUGUUCCCUUCGAUCCUCCACAACCCCAAGCCGCAUCACGAGAAGAUGGAUUGGAGACAAAUAUCUUGCGAAGAUUGCUGAGGCGGAGAGGGAGUGGGAAAGAAAGGCAAAUGAUAUAAAAGCGGGAAAACAGAAAAGCAUGCUCACCAUCCUGGAAGAAAGAGGUCUGGUAAACACAAUUGCUGGGAACCGCGACGAAGUCGAUAGACGAAUGACCGAGAACCGACUGGGAGCCUAUGUAGGAAUUGACCCAACUGCUUCCUCUCCCCACAUCGGUCAUCUUCUUCCCUUCAUGGCUCUAGCUUGGAUGUUCAUACAUGGCUAUCACGCUGUCACGCUUCUUGGUGGUGCAACUGGAAAAAUUGGGGAUCCAACCGAUCGAUUGACCUCGAGAGACAAGGUCCAUUCAUCCGUCCGGCAAGCCAAUUUGGUUGGUAUGCAUUACCAAUUAAAAAAGCUUUGGGUAAAUAUCGAGAACUAUGGGAGGCGGCAUGGUUACUUUGAGGGAAAACCUUGGGCACAUCAUCGAGAGUUGGAAAACAACAAUCAAUGGUGGAAUAGAUUACCAAUGUUGGAGGUCCUGUCCAUUUUAGGGCCUGGUAUGCGGCUGGGGCCAAUGUUGGCUCGAGAUACUGUCAAGAACAAAAUGAGCAAAGGGGAUGGUAUGUCGUUCGCAGAAUUCACAUAUCCCAUUAUGCAGGCUUGGGACUGGUGGCAUAUGUACCACAGAAAAGGUAUACAUAUGCAAAUUGGCGGAUCCGAUCAAUUCGGAAACAUCACGGCUGGAAUCGAUGCUGUUAAAUACAUAUCAAAGAAUCAUCCAGAGCCGGACGUGUUGGAGAAAAUAGAGGGCAUGGGUGAUCCCUUCGGCUUCACGGUACCUUUACUGACGACUGGCGGGAAAAAGUUUGGAAAAAGUGAAGGCAAUGCAAUUUGGCUUGAUGCAGAACAAACCAGUACAUUUGACCUGUAUGGCUUUAUGCUUCGCACGCCUGAUGAUGUGGUGGGAAACUACUUGAAGAUGUUUACAUUUCUUCCCAUCAAAGACAUUGAUGCUGUGGUGCAGGAGCAUCUUCUCGACCCUUCUGCCAGAAAAGCGCAGCAUAUGUUGGCUCGAGAACUUGUAGAGUUGGUGCAUGGGCCGCAUGAGGCAAAAGCUGUUGAGGAACAACAUAGACUUCUCUUCCAAAAGAAGUCGGCCAACGUUUUAGACGACGCAUCCGAACACGCUUCUUCCCCCCAGAUCUCGGCAAAUCCUCAUCCUGACCCUAAUUACAUCACACUUAAUAACCGCCCUAAAAUCAACGUCCAGCUCCCAGCUUCAGUCCUCGAAACUUUGAGUAUUGCCCGUAUAGUAUUCGCAGCUGGGCUCGCAGCUUCAGCAACCGAAGCCCACCAAUUAGUCCAGAAUCAUGGAAUUCAAAUCGGUGGAAUGGCAGGUAAAGCCAAGUCAAGCGAGCCCGGCUUCGUCAUCUGGACCAAGGUCGCCGCAUGGAAAAACGAAGAAACAGCCAAAUAUCUCAUUGGUGGUGAUCUUCUGAUGUUGAAACGGGGCAAGCAUAAUGUUAGAGUUAUUCAGGUUGUGCCUGAUGAGGAAUAUACCUCUUCUGGACGCACUUAUCCGGGCCAGAAGAUUCGAAGCGGUCCGUUGAGUAAUAUGGAGUUGAGGAAUAAGAAGGUUAUGGAUAAUUUGAGGGGGCCGAAGGGGCAGGAGAAUCUUGAUGAGGAUUGA
Molecule: messenger RNA, 1788 nt
Organism: Glarea lozoyensis ATCC 20868
Lineage: Eukaryota; Fungi; Ascomycota; Leotiomycetes; Helotiales; Helotiaceae
Product: Nucleotidylyl transferase
Exons: 3
Coding region: 1-1788 (595 amino acids)
Biological process (GO): tyrosyl-tRNA aminoacylation
Cellular component (GO): cytosol; mitochondrion
Molecular function (GO): ATP binding; tyrosine-tRNA ligase activity; RNA binding
Source: RefSeq, a predicted model, not a curated record